Molecule: messenger RNA, 1500 nt
Organism: Closterium sp. Naga37s-1
Lineage: Eukaryota; Viridiplantae; Streptophyta; Zygnematophyceae; Desmidiales; Closteriaceae
Source: the annotation of a GenBank genome assembly
GGCAUUCCGGAGAGCAUCGGCGCGCUGAAGGAGUUGAGCCGCCUGCACCUGCUCAACAUCUCGUGCGCGCUGCCCAACGUGGGGAAGGAGUGGCGCAAGCUGGAGGAGGUGCACCUGGAGGAAGUCAGCGCGGACCACCUUCUGCCCAUCUCCAUCGCGUCUCUCGCGCUCCUCACCAUCCGCCGGUGCCGCUUCCUCCGUGCCCUCCCCGACGACAUCGACACGUCAUCGACGCGGCAGCGAGGUGAAAGGCGCCUCGACGAUCUCGAGCUCGCGAAGGGCUGGCGCCGUGUCGAUGUCGUCGGGGAGGGCGCGGAGGAAGCAGCACCGGCGGAAGGUGAGGUGCGCGAGAGACGCAAGGGAGAUGGGCAGGGGGUGGUCUGCGCUGACUUCCUCCAGGUGCACCUCCUCCAGCUUGCGCCACUCCUCCCCCACGUUGGGCAGCGCGCACGAGAUGUUGAGCAGGUGCAGGCGGCGCAACUCCUUCAGCGCGCCAAUGCUCUCCGGAAUGCCCUCCAGAUGCGAGUGCUUGCCCACACCGCUUUCCCCAUCUUCCCGGAAUCGCUCGAGAGUGCACGGGAGCGUUUCAUGCAGGCCUUUGAUGACGUGGCAGCGCUCUUCCCCAGCGACAACAUCCUCUGCGUGACACAUGGCGACGCCGUAGCGGCCAGCGUGGAACGCUUAGCGCCCGUCACCGUCGUCGCUGUCGAUUUCUUCGGCUACUCCUGGUCGCAGCGCCGUGCUGCACCGCUCUACACCCAUCCCAACCGCCUCCACCAUGAUUCUCACCACUCGCACCACCAUGCCUCCCUGCCGCCACUGCCCCCGCCCCCGCCCCCGCCCCCCACUCCUGCGAACGAGCCUGAGAGUCUUGAUGGUGAGGAGGCAGGGGUGGGGGGAUCCAGACAAACUGUGUCAGCCAGUUUUGCCGCAGCUGUAGUAGCAGCAGGUUUGGAGACCGAGGCUGCUGCUGUGGCGGCGGCGGCUAUAGCGGCUGUAGCGGCUGUAGCAGGGCUACAGAUUAGCAGACGAGGUGGGCUGGGUGGUGUGGUGGAAGAGGGGGAAGAGGAGGUGGAAGGGGAGGAAGGUGGGGACGGUUCGGACGGCAGGAGUGGGGGAAAGCAGGGGGCGUUGAGUGACAGUGUGGUGAUUGUAGGGGGGUCGACGGCUUCUGAUAUAAGCACGCACGAGAGUGAGGACGACGAUAAGGACACAGUAAACAGCAGCAUUGACGUGGGGCCUUCGCUCUCCGAGGUGGCUGAAGGGGAUGAGGAGGGGGAGGAGAGGGGGGCGGGGGAGGAGGGAGAGGAGGUGGGGAGUGAGAGCGGGCAGGAGGGGUUGGGAGGGAGAGGGAGAGGGGAGGCGAGGAGGGGGGGAGGGAUGGAGGUGGGGGAGUGGGAGCUGCUGACGAGUUCCGGGUCCACUGGAGUGUGCUGGAUCUCCAACAUCGCUCUUGCUGCAAGGGAUGAUGAAACACCCACCAAGGGGCUGGCUUCCUAG